AUGAGCCAAUGGGCAGAGUUGGCGGCUCGGAAGAGUUCAGUCAGUCGAGAAUCUCCGUGGCAGCAACCGGCUGAAUCCGGAGCAAUCAUGCUGAAACUCACCUACUUUCUUCUGCUAUUUACGGUCUGCAAUGCCGUCGAAUCGGUUCCCGAGCUGAAAGAAAACGGCGAAAAGUCGUCGUACACUCAAUUCGAUUCGGGCACAAAGCUGGAAGUGAACAAGGAGCACAAGCGAGUCAUCAAGAUAGGACACAUCGGAGCGGUCGGCGUGAUGCCCAACGACGCACUCAUUCUGAACAUCAGCAAAGAGAGUCUGAUCGAGGAGGGGCUCGUCGGCGAAGACAUUGAAUUUGAGUAGGUUCGGAUUGAGUAGGACGCUCGCAGACAGGAGACGCUUUAGGAUUGUGUCGAGACAGACGUGCAGUGAGAGUUUUGAGGGAGUCGCGGUCGCCGCGGAACUUUAUCACGUCCACCAGGUCAGGGCAUUUAUCGGACCGUAUUGUUCGGCAGGUACGCACCGCGCGGGUUUUUCUCUUUCUUUUCCCGUUCUUGAAUGACUUACUUGCUAAGCAUGUGGUUGUAGAAUUGGAAGCCGUCACAAAAAUGGCAACCUUCUGGAACAUUCCGAUCAUUUCAUACUCGAGUGUUCCGAACGCAGUCUCAGGUAUCUCCCAUGCUCAGUCGAUUCCAUUGAUCCGUCCGUUUAGAUCGGAGUGUGUACAAAACACUCGCGAGAGUUUCUUCGAAGAACACUAAUUCCAUCGCCGAAGCGACGAUUUCCCUUCUUCAGCAUUACAAGUGGAACAAGGUAAUGGAGAAGUGAUUGGGCAGAAUUCCACAAAAAAAAAUUGAUUCAGGUUGCAAUUGUCACAAAUACCGGAAGUACCGCGUAUGAAAUAGUGUCCAUCUUCGAGGAUAUAAUGCAUAGAGUGGGAACAACAGUGGUGAAGAAGGUGAUGUUCGAUGAAAACACCGAUUCGAACGAUAUGAUCAACACGGGAUUGCUGUCAGACUUGGCCAACAAUGCCAGAAGUAUCUAGCGAAACCAUCCUCUUUUUGAGAACGAUCCAAUUCUUUUUUUUCCAGUUGUCAUCUGUCUGUUCUCAUCCACAAAAGAUCUUUCGAAAGAGUUCAUGCAAGCCACGUACACUAUGAAUAUGAACAACGCCGAGUACGCGUACAUCAUUCCAUGGCUCCAGAGCGGACAGAAAGACUCGACUCCGUGGAUCGGAACCGACGGGGAAAUGCUGCAGAAAGUGAAGGACUACUACGCGAACGCGAUCAUUGUGGACGACGUCAAUGGAUUCGACGACUCGCUCGUCAGCUCAUUCGUCGAGAAGAUCGAGAAGCACGGACUGAAGAAAUCGGACAUUGAUACGGUGAAUAUUGUGUAAUUCUCCAAGCACUCCUCCCAUUAUUUUAGGGAAAUAUCAACGGAUACCUCCACUUGUUCGAUUCUCUCAAGCUGUAUGCAUUGGCAAUUCGCAAAGUGUUGAAUGAGACCAACAACGAGGCUUUCGUCACGAAUGGACAGUAUAUUUGGAAUAGGAUGAGACGGAUGAGCUUCGAAGGUAUCCCUUCUUACAAAAGAUUAAGGUGCAUCGCUUCUUCCAGGCGUCGUCAGCCGUGCGAGCUCCGAGGAAAACAAAGACCUCGGAGCAAUCGGAACUGUGCUCAUGGAUGACGUCGCAGAUCGGGCGCCCAUCUUUUCAGCUUUUUACAUAUCGCCGAAUAGAGAUAAGGUCAUGAAAAUGGUCAAUAUGGAGAGUGAGUUAAUCAGCAACUGUGACGGACUGAAGAACAAGAGUGGAUGCUUCCAAUUAGUUAGUAAAAGAAGAAGAAUAAAGAAUGAAUGAAUACCCUUCAGAAGAUAAACGACAUCAUCUCUGGAUUCUGGCCGAGUGAAGACGGAUCAAUGCCUCUGGAUGAGCCAGUUUGUGGAUACAGAGGACAGAAGUCUGUCUAGAUUCUGAAGACAUUUGAGGGAGUUUGAAAGUUUUCAGAUGCAGUUACCUUCUGGAAAUCAGCGUGGGAUCCUUGGUCGUCCUCCUCAUCAUAUUUUCGAUAGUCUUUUACUUCUUGUUCCAAUACUGGUACGUUCUAAAUCGCCCUUCCCUCCCGCAUCAAAAAUUUGCAGCGAGGAUCGUCAGCUGGCGAAGAUGCCGUGGCGCAUAUUCCACGACGAUUUGCAGUUUAUUGAUGAAGAACAAGUUCGUUCGAUGAUGUCCGUCGGAUCGGUGACCACGAAGAUGAGCAACAUGGAUGCGACGCAGAAAAUGCACGCGAUCAUCGGAGUGAACACGCACGCCACGUAUCACAAGUACCCGCAAAGACGGCCGAUUCGAUUUGUGAAAGAAGACAUGCAACUGCUGACUCAGAUGAAACAGGCGGUUCAUGACAACCUGAACCCAUUCCUCGGGCUUGCAUUCAACGAGAAGGAGGAGAUGCUGAUUCUGUGGAAGUUCUGCAGUAGAGGAACCGUCCAGGAUAUCAUCUACAACAUGAACGUCGUGCUCGAUGAGAAGUUCCACGGCGCCUUCGUCAGAGACAUCACGCUGGGACUCGAGUACCUUCACGCUUCUCCGAUCGGCUACCACGGCUCUUUGACUCCUUGGUGCUGUCUGAUUGACCGAAAUUGGAUGGUGAAACUUUCCGAUUACGGAGUUGCCAAUCCGUUGGAACGUUGGGAGAAACAAGGAGCGAUCAAUAUAACUGCUGCGAAAGAUGCGGAUGACAAAAGUCAGGCUUCUCAGACAACUUGUGAGUUCGGACAAUAUAAAUGAGCCAUAGAAUAUGACAUACUUCAGCUGUGCUCUAUUGUGCUCCUGAGCUGCUCAAAAACAGAGAAUCAAACCGGAAAAGAGGAAUGGAUCAGAGCUGGGUGAAGCAAUCGAUGGCGAGAAGACAGGCAGGAGACAUCUACUCGUUCGGAAUGGUCAUGUACGAGAUCCUUUUCCGAAGCCUGCCCUUCAGAGACAAUGUCAACGUUUCCGGUGAGCUGGGAGACAUAGGUAGCACUCAAAUGACUGGUUUUCAGAAUUGGUUGAGUACUUAUCCGACGGCUCGAAAGUAGUGACUCCUGAAAUCCAGAAUCAGAUGGGCUUGCACCCUGAUCUGAAUGCGCUGCUCAGGGACUGCUGGAGUGAAAAUCCUGAGAUUCGUCCGUCGAUCCGAAGAGUUCGUCUGAACACGGAAAUGGUGUUGAAGACGUUAGUAUCAUCACUUAAAAAGGCAGUUAUUGAAACUGAUUUCAGAAAGGGAAGUCUGGUCGAUCAAAUGAUGCGAAUGAUGGAGCAGUAUGCGAAUAAUCUCGAAAAACUGGUUGCCGAGAGGACUGGGAUGUUAGAGGAGGCGAACGUGAGAGCCGAGCAACUGCUGACCCAACUGCUGCCAGCUUACGUGGCAAGCGAGCUGAAGAUGGGCCGAUCCGUCCCGCCGAAGCUCUUCUCUUCGGCCACCAUCCUUUUCUCUGAUAUCGUCGGAUUCACCACCAUCUGUUCGGGAUCGACCCCGAUCGAAGUGGUCAAUAUGCUCAACGGACUGUACACUGGAUUUGACGAGUGCAUUACCAGAAACAAAAGUUACAAAGUGGAGACUAUCGGCGACGCCUACAUGGUCGUCUCAGGGAUUCCCGAGGAGAACGGACACGAGCACUCAAAGAACAUCGCUAACACGGCUCUGGACAUGCGUCAGUACCUGACCGGCUACCAAAUCCCGCACCGUCCCUCGCAACGUGUCCGCUGCCGCUGGGGAUUCCACACGGGAGCGGUGGCUGCCGGAGUCGUCGGACUCACUUCUCCCCGCUACUGUCUGUUCGGAGACACUGUCAACGUGGCGUCACGGAUGGAAUCGACCGGAACGCCUGGAAUGAUUCAGAUGAGUUUGGACGCGCACUCUCACAUCCGAGCCUACCAUCCAGUGUUCGCGACGACCGAAAGAGGGGAAGUGCAAGUGAAGGGCAAGGGAACGUGCUGCACUUUCUGGCUGGAAGACCGCGUGGGCGACAAAUCAACGACCAACUAUAUCAAGAACGAACAAGGAGUAUAA
Caenorhabditis sp. 36 PRJEB53466 is the source of this 4046-nucleotide messenger RNA. Lineage: Eukaryota; Metazoa; Nematoda; Chromadorea; Rhabditida; Rhabditidae. The record is from the annotation of a GenBank genome assembly.